Messenger RNA from Protopolystoma xenopodis, 390 nucleotides. The record is from the annotation of a GenBank genome assembly. Lineage: Eukaryota; Metazoa; Platyhelminthes; Monogenea; Polystomatidea; Polystomatidae.
AUGGUCGAGAUCGUCAACGACGCCCCAUUUUGGGCAGAUGGCGCUUUUCACGGGAUUAUUCGCAACUCGAGAUGUGGCCGACCACUGUUCUCGAAUAUGCCUCAAGCAGUCAGUACUGAUGUACAUAUGAACACAACUUCACCCCUCCAGCAGGCCUGGAUAGUGCAGAAGGAAGGCAGUGCAAAGUUGGUGGGCGCACCCCAAUCUCUAGCCGUCAGUUGUAUGCAUGAAUGGCUUCUUCGACAUGCAGGACAUGUCACUGUCUGUUUACAGCAUGUGGCUGUGUCCCGAGCAGAGCCUGGAAGAGACCUGAAGGGCUAUUGGAAGCGUCAGGUGGAGGCGGGCACUCACACACUGGCCAUGUGUGUCGUUCAGGUGACUGGCAGCUGA